Messenger RNA from Alnus glutinosa, 1825 nucleotides. Its product is annotated as probable protein arginine N-methyltransferase 6. The record is from RefSeq and is a predicted model, not a curated record. The coding region runs from base 102 to 1364 and encodes 420 amino acids. Gene Ontology annotation, biological process: peptidyl-arginine methylation. Lineage: Eukaryota; Viridiplantae; Streptophyta; Magnoliopsida; Fagales; Betulaceae. The transcript is spliced from 13 exons. Gene Ontology annotation, molecular function: protein-arginine N-methyltransferase activity.
GAAAAAGAAAAAGAAGGAAUACGGUACAAAACGCCACCGUACGUUGAAUCUCUCUGUUUCUCUCUCAAAAACUGGGUCUGUAAGGGCGAGUGGAGGCAAGAAUGGAUUCUAGUAACGGCUACCACCACCAUCAGCAGCAGCAAUAUGGUGAGAAGCGCUUCGGAGCGAGUCAGAAGGACCGAGUCCGCAGGGGAACUCGGGGUGGUAGGUCUCGUGACCUGAGGGACGGCCAUGGCCAUGGCCAUGGCGGAGGUACUGUUGGAGUUAGGGUUUCUGAGCAGCAGCAGAGACCUCCUACGGACUUCGACAUGGCCUACUUUCACUCCUACGCUCACGUUGGCAUCCACGAAGAAAUGAUCAAGGAUCGUGUAAGGACUGAAACUUAUAGGGCCGCGAUCAUGCAGCAUCAGAGUUCUAUUGCAGGCAAAGUUGUGGUGGAUGUUGGCUGUGGCACGGGCAUUCUUUCUAUAUUUUGUGCUCAGGCUGGUGCAAAACGAGUAUAUGCAGUUGAUGCAAGUGAGAUUGCAGUGCAGGCAAAUGAAGUUGUGAAAGCAAAUAAUUUAUCUGACACAAUCAUUGUGUUGCAUGGGCGGGUUGAGGAUGUUGAAAUAGAUGAGGAGGUUGACGUUAUAAUUUCCGAGUGGAUGGGGUACAUGCUGCUCUAUGAGAGUAUGCUGGGAAGUGUGAUUACUGCCAGAGAUCGCUGGCUAAAGCAGGGAGGUCUUAUACUUCCUUCAAAUGCAACGUUGUACAUGGCACCUAUUACACACUCUGACAGAUACAAUGAAAGCAUUGAUUUCUGGCGCAAUGUUUAUGGAAUUGACAUGUCUGCCAUGUUGCCAUUAGCAAAGCAGUGUGCAUUUGAGGAGCCAUGCGUGGAGACAAUAACGGGUGAGAAUGUUUUGACAUGGCCACAUGUGGUAAAGCACGUUGACUGCUAUACAAUUACGAUUAAUGAGCUAGAAUCUGUUACAACUAGAUAUAAGUUCAAGUCAAUGAUGAGAGCUCCGCUCCAUGGGUUUGCGUUUUGGUUUGAUGUUGAGUUCACUGGACCUUGUGUGUCUCCCACCAUUAAUCAUACACCAUCAUCACUUGUUGACAAUAAUCACAUAGAUGGUAGUCAGAGGAAGAAACGGGCAAAUCCCAAUGAAGCACUGGUGCUGUCCACUGCACCUGAGGACCCUCCAACACAUUGGCAACAGACAUUGAUAUACUUUUAUGACCCAAUAGAGGUGGAGCAAGAUCAAUUUAUUGAAGGUUCUGUGACACUAUCACAAAGCAAAGAAAAUGCUCGAUUCAUGAAUAUUCACCUUGAAUAUGCUUCGGGGGGUCGAUCCUUCAUCAAAGAGUCGGUAAUGCGGUGAUCACCCCAAGGACUCUCCUCCUCGUUAUCCGGAUCGGGCAUCUUGGACCAAAAGGCUGCACAAGUAAUUUAGAAGGAUUUCUUGCCUGCAUUGCUUAAGAGAACUUUGCUUCUCCAAACAAAACUUGGGAGGGUGAGAGUUUGGACGCACGGAUUUCACUAAUUUUAACCUGAUAGAGUGACAUGAAGAUAGCUAAUUAAUUAUAGGCGUAGGUGAACCAUUUCAGGAAACUGUGCUCAUGCUUUAACAUUGUUGAUUUAAUUAGUUUGCUCUUGAGGUUGUAUUUUAUUCGGUAAGGCUGAGUUGGUAGAUGAGGGGAUCAUUCAUUUCUCUUAAUUCAACAAUCUGUUUCUUGUGAUGCCAUUUUUUGAGCCUACAAAGUGGCCGGUGUAUCAGUUAUAACUGUUGUACCUGUAAUUUGUUUUAACUCUAUGGAAAACUCUUAAAGAUGCGUCUUUUAA